AUGGCGGAUUAUAGCGGAGCUAUCUCACUUUCUCAAGCGCAAGUCUCCGACGAUGACUCAUCGGAGCACAGCCCUAGGUGUGUCCCAACUUCCCCUGCAUUUUCUUCCAAGUCUAAAACUCCUACCAACAUGAUUGUCACCCUUGAUCAUCACCAUCACCAGAGGAAGCCUAGAGGUAGGCCUCCUGGAUCCAAAAACAAGCCUAAACCCCCCAUUGUUAUAACUAGAGACACUGACUCUGCUAUGAAGCCUGUCAUUCUUGACAUCUCCGCUGGUUCUGAUAUUAUUGAUGCUAUUAUCACCUUUGCCCGUUCUAACCAUGUUGGUAUUUGUAUUAUCAAUGUUAUUGGCUCUGUAUCAAACGUCACCCUCCGCCAUCCUGUUUCUCAAGCGCCGGCACUCUCUCUUCAUGGACCCUUCGGGUUGCUCUCUUUGUCUGGCUCAUACAUUGCAUCUACUACCCUAUCUUCUUCUACUGAAACGUCCCAAUCUUCUCAGCCAUCAAGCUCACCCUCGCCUAGUUCCUUGUCUUCCAAUCUGUCUUGCUCUUUUGGUAUAACUCUUGCAGGUGCACAAGGGCAAGUGUUUGGAGGGAUGAUAGGAGGGAAAGUAAUAGCAGCAACGCAGGUGAUUGUGGUGGCUGCUACUUUUGUAAAUCCUGCGUUUCAUAGGCUGCCUUGUAAAGGUGAUAAUGAAGGUACUCAUCAGGAAACCAAGCAUUGUAUUCACGGUAACGUUGGUGGUGGAGCUUCUGGUGCAACCGAGUCAUGCUCUUCAACUGGCAUGUCCACGGCUGUUUACAGUGCACCAUGUCCCACUCCACUUAAUUGCCAGAUCUCGCCCGAUGUUAUGCCUUGGGGUCCACCCUCACGUCCCUUUUGA
Messenger RNA from Gossypium arboreum, 882 nucleotides. RefSeq names its product AT-hook motif nuclear-localized protein 17-like. NCBI's taxonomy places the organism in Eukaryota, Viridiplantae, Streptophyta, Magnoliopsida, Malvales, Malvaceae. The record is from RefSeq and is a predicted model, not a curated record. Bases 1 to 882 code for a protein of 293 amino acids. Gene Ontology annotation, cellular component: nucleus. Gene Ontology annotation, molecular function: DNA-binding transcription factor activity; minor groove of adenine-thymine-rich DNA binding. The transcript has a single exon.